UUAAUGAAAGACGCACGCCUGUCUUCGUGGCAUCAGUGGGCUGCUCCUACCGUGGCGUGAAUCGCCCCAUUCCCCGCCUGCCUGGCCGACCAUGGGGGAUCCCGCUCAUCUGGCCCCUCGCCAAAUAUGGGCUCAACCAACCACAUCGACCGUGAGGACGUACGAGGCUGGGUGCACCCCUUUUUUACUGCCCAGUAACGGCUAUGUCUAUCUAAAUCGUUCCUAUUCCAUAUCCCUGACCGCAAACGCCAUCUACGACCCCAUAUGCACCAGUACGGCCUCCGCGACGGCACAUGCCGUGGCAGCCCUCGAUCUCACAGACCCCUUCUACUCCUCCGUGACGCCAGAGCUGUACGCCAUGGGCUGCACGACAGUGGUCAGCUAUCUUCUAGUCAUCAUUCUUCUCAUUACCCCACGCACGUUCUAUGUCGGGGGGCCCGGCGGCGGCGCGAAUUUUCUCGGGCGACACGGUAUGAUCAGCGGUUCUUACAGCGGCAACUCGUCGGUAGUCGGAGUGGGUGGCCGACCAUGGCUCCAGAAAGUUGCAGCAUUGUUGGUGGCAGUAUCGCUCACCAUAGCGACGGUGGACUCAUUUCGAGUAGCCGAAAAGCAAUACUACUAUGGUUACUCGGACGCAGAAGCGCUAGCCGAUGCCGUUAUCGACGGACUGGAGAUUCGUGUUGUCAGGGUCAUCUCUACCACCUUCCUGUGGCUUGCCCAGGUCCAAACCCUAAUUCGGCUUUUCCCUCGGCACAAGGAGAAGAUCAUGAUCAAGUGGGCGGGGUUUGCGUUGAUUGUUUUCGACACUACUUUUAGCGUUCUGGACAAGUUUCUGGUCAAGACCGAUACGGUGCAUCCGCGAUUGUAUGAGGACGCAAUCCCAGCUCUCAGCUACCUCUUCGAGCUGGCCCUCAACCUGCUCUACGCCGCAUGGGUCAUCUUCUAUUCACUUUCUAAACACCGGUUCGCCUUUUUUCACCCCAAAAUGCGGAACAUCUGCCUGGUGGCCCUCCUGUCAUUGUGUGCGGUGCUCAUUCCAGUCGUGUUCUUUGUCCUGGACAUCGCCAAGCCGAAAAUUGCUGGCUGGGGUACAUAUGUUCGGUGGGUCGGCUCUGCUGCGGCAAGUGUCGUGGUCUGGGAGUGGGUGGAACGCAUCGAGGCGCUGGAGCGGGAUGAAAGGAAGGAUGGCAUCCUUGGACGGGAGAUCUUUGAUGGCGACGAAAUGCUUGAAGUGACUCCCUCGGAAGAGGUGGAUUGGCCUCGAUACAACCCCGAUGGCAAUGAUCGAGGCGGUGGGGCUGCCACAUCCUCGGGAUGGGGGGGCAUGAUGGGUCUAGCCCAUCGCCCGUUGCGGACCAGAGUUGGUCGUAACUGGCAAUCCAAUCUGGAAAGCCAGCAACAAACUGUGCCCAUUGAUCCCCGGCGCCGGAGGGCGACCGCUCGCCCUACCCCUCCGCCGGCAGUCGUUACCCCUGUGAGCCGGGCCGACACGACCAGUGCGGCCAGCACAGUGUACAACGUCCAUUACCAUCCCGUUUCAAGUCCAACUCCCCCAGUCGCCAUGCCUCAUAUGGAGGAAGAGGAUGAAGAUACGGACGACGCAGUGGUAGCCAAGGAAAUGUCAACAGUCAUGGAUAACCAACCACCCGUCUUGGCCCAUGAUCCGCUGUCGGCACAGCAGACCAGGGAGCAAUCUCCUCAAAUCGUCCACAUGGACAAGAGAUGGCGUGCACUUCUCAAUCCCUUUAAACGCAGACGGGCAUCUUUACCACGAGAGGUUGCUUCGGCGCAGGCAGAGGAAGAAGCUCCCGCCGCCGCCGAAGUAGAACAGCAACACCUUCCCGCGGAUGAAAGUGACGACGAGCACAGCCUGCACCACCGGUCGGAAUCUCUUUUUACCCUACACCGGAGGCUGAGGCCCGGGUCUGGACGGCAAGGUUCCAAUCAUCCCUUGCCAGUAACCGUCAUUCCCGCUCGACGCCGUGGCCAACAAACGUGGUCGCCGCAACGGUUUCAUGAAUCCAGCCUUCUUGAAUCGGUGGCACCUAGCCAGCGAGCUCCGUCUGACCACGAUGACUUGCCUGUAAGGGUGAUUCAACCGCAAACCAGAACCGCCGCCCCAUGGAGCACUACUGAUGGGGAAGGGUUUGGCAAUGCUAAUUACGAGCUGCGAUAUGACCCCGAAGCGGCCGCACUUGUGGAGCCUGGCGACCGUGGCUCAUACCAUUUGCCUGUGCCCGAGACGGAGGGCUCAGCAGGUGAUCCAUCUUGGCGGGGGCAAGAUGCUGUGCUUUCGCACCCGGCGCAGGAAGCCGGCGCAGCGGAUGGGCCAACUCUGCCACGAGACACCUUAGCUCGUAACAGUGACCCUCAUAACAGCGAAGACUCCCGAACUCCUCAAUGACAGGUCCCUUACUCUUUUCCGUUCAGUCCCUUAAUAUUGCGAUAUCACUUUCCCCUUUAUUUUACUCCUUUCCCUUGUCACGGUUUCUUUAGCGGGGAGUCUAGG
Molecule: messenger RNA, 2509 nt
Organism: Aspergillus heteromorphus CBS 117.55
Lineage: Eukaryota; Fungi; Ascomycota; Eurotiomycetes; Eurotiales; Aspergillaceae
Product: PalH/RIM21 family protein
Exons: 2
Coding region: 92-2404 (770 amino acids)
Biological process (GO): cellular response to pH
Cellular component (GO): plasma membrane
Source: RefSeq, a predicted model, not a curated record